AGAGGCGACAGCACUUGAGGGUACCUGGGAGAAGACGAAAAAUGAGUAAGGGUUCUCUGCAAGAGUGAGGUGGGUGAGGGAGCAGUCACGGUCUCCCUAAAAAGACUAGAGAAAAGGGCUCAGCCCUGGAUGUGGGGUACCCACUUUGAAUUAUAGAGAGCGCUUUACAUUUAGAAAAGGAAAGACACCUUUGUUUCUACAGAAGACUCUGUGGUAGGAAAGCGGGUCCCAUUGUAAUUGGACGGAUGGGAAGGAGGCGAAUUGGAUGGGAUGGGCAGGAAGGUUUGUGCUGUGGCAGGUCGGAGGUGCCUUUGCCCUUUGACACGCAGGCUCAGGAACAGGCCUGUGUGCGCAGGCUGAAGCAUGGGAACCCAGAAACCGCGGAUCUUGCCCUGGCUGGUAUCGCAGCUGGACCUGGGGCAGCUGAAAGGUGUGGCCUGGCUGGACGAGAGCCGUACGAAGUUCCGGAUCCCCUGGAAGCACGGCCUGCGACAGGACGCACAGAUGGCUGACUUUGGCAUCUUCCAGGCCUGGGCGGAAGCCAGUGGUGCCUACACCCCAGGGAAGGAUAAGCCAGACCUAUCAACCUGGAAGAGGAAUUUUCGGUCAGCCCUGAACCGGAAAGAAGUGUUGCGGUUAGCUGAUGACCGGAGCAAGGAUCCUUUUGACCCUCAUAAAGUGUAUGAGUUUGUGACUCCAGGUGUGUCAAGGGAUUUUGUACAUCUAGACACCUCUCCUGAUACCAAUGGCAAAAGCAGUCCGUCUGACCCCCAGGAAGACCUCCUGGAAUUACUAGAUGACAUGGCCUUGGGACCUGAGGGCUCCUCAGGCCUGGCUGUUGCGCCUGACUACCCUCAACUACUGCCAAGCCCCAAUUUGGACAGCUUUCUAAACCCAGAACCCCAGGAAAAUCCACUGAGGCAGCUGCUGGCUGAGGAACAAUGGGAGUUCGAGGUGACUGCUUUCUAUCGGGGCCGCCAAGUCUUCCAGCAGACACUCUUCUGCCCGGGCGGCCUGCGACUAGUGGGCACCGCAGCGGAGACCAGAACACUGCCCGGGCAGCCAGUCACCCUGCCAGACCCUCAGGGGUUUCUGACAGACAGGCUUGCAAGGAAGUAUGUGAGGCACGUGCUCAAGGGGCUGGGCGAAGGGCUGACGCUGUGGCGGGCAGGGCAGUGUCUCUGGGCCCAGCGCCUGGGCCACUCCCAUUUCUUCUGGGCUCUGGGUGAGGAGCUGCUUCCAGACAGCGGGCGAGGGCCAGACGGAGAGGUCCCCAAGGACAAGGAAGGAAGCGUGUUCGACCUUAGGCCCUUUGUGGCAGAUCUGAUUGCCUUCAUGGAAGGAAGUGGACAGUCCCCACGCUACACUCUGUGGUUCUGUGUGGGGGAGUCGUGGCCCCAGGACCAGCCGUGGGUCAAGAGGCUUGUGAUGGUCAAGGUUGUUCCUACAUGUCUCAAGGAGCUGUUAGACAUGGCCCGGGAAGGGGGAGCCUCUUCACUGCAAACCGUGGACCUGCACAUCUCCAACAGCCAGCCCAUCUCCCUCACCCCUGACCAGUACAAGGCCUACCUCCAGGACUUGGUGGAGGACAUGGACUUCCAGGCCACCGGAGAGACCUGAGCCUUGUUCAGCUGCCACCAAUAAAGGAGUCUGUGCCACCA
Molecule: messenger RNA, 1661 nt
Organism: Acomys russatus (golden spiny mouse)
Lineage: Eukaryota; Metazoa; Chordata; Mammalia; Rodentia; Muridae
Gene: Irf3
Product: interferon regulatory factor 3
Exons: 7
Coding region: 364-1620 (418 amino acids)
Biological process (GO): regulation of transcription by RNA polymerase II; immune system process
Cellular component (GO): nucleus
Molecular function (GO): DNA-binding transcription factor activity, RNA polymerase II-specific; RNA polymerase II cis-regulatory region sequence-specific DNA binding; protein binding
Source: RefSeq, a predicted model, not a curated record